Messenger RNA from Xenia sp. Carnegie-2017, 428 nucleotides. RefSeq names its product protein kish-B-like. The record is from RefSeq and is a predicted model, not a curated record. The transcript is spliced from 3 exons. NCBI's taxonomy places the organism in Eukaryota, Metazoa, Cnidaria, Anthozoa, Malacalcyonacea, Xeniidae. The coding region runs from base 138 to 362 and encodes 74 amino acids.
AGUUCGAAUUGGAAUUAAUCGAUUAUUGUGUUUUAUUUUACUCAGUGGAAUUGUUUCAUAGGAUAAAAUCGACUUAAAAGCGUAGUCUGUUUUUCAAUUGUGAUAUCUUAAAGUACUGGCUGAAAUGAUGUUUUAAAAUGACGAAUGCCUAUUCUGUCGAUGGUUUAGUAGUUUUCUCCCUUCUGGUGAUAUGUACUUGUUCAUAUAUGAAAAGAGUUCCACGAUUAAAAAGUUUUUUUCUAACUGAAAAGAAAGGUUUCUUUGGUGUCUUCUACAAAGCUGCAGUUAUUGGUGUUCGCCUACAUUGGAUAGUUGCUGUCUUUUGUGCUAUAAUGGCUGUUUACAUUAUAUUGCUCAAAUAAGUCAAUAAAAAUAGAAAAACAAUGUUAGAUAGCAAUAUAUUAUGAUUAAAAUUUGUUUUCUCUCUA